This is a messenger RNA of Podarcis lilfordi (Lilford's wall lizard), 3922 nucleotides long. Lineage: Eukaryota; Metazoa; Chordata; Lepidosauria; Squamata; Lacertidae. The record is from the annotation of a GenBank genome assembly.
AUGAUGGCUGGAGGCUUAACAGAUGCCAGUCCUUCUACUCCAGAUGUUCAGCAGCUGGCUGACAAGGUAAGUAAAAGAGCCCAUUAAACAUUGACAAAUUUAUAUUUGGUAUAUAAAUUAAACCAAUGUGGAAAACGCACCUUAUUUAGUAGCUGUCCUUCAGUUGUGAAAUAAGAAUACCUGUUUAUCUGGCUACAGAUUGCAUGUGUUAUUUCAGAAUCAAUAACCUCCCUUGACUCAAAGUUUGGUGGCGCCAGUGACAAUGCCCUAUUCUAACUAAUGGUGAUGGGGAGGGGCAUUGAGCCCCCCCCCCAACUCUUUGCUCUCCUGUCCUGCUACAGACCCCCUGUCUUGUGUCAUCCACACAGGGACCAGAUUUGGAAAAUGAAUAUCAAUGCUGAUAGUCUCACGAUUUCAGAUUCCCUUUAUUUUGUAAAUCAAGUAAAAUAAAAAUCCAUAGGAGCUGUCACAAAGAGUCUUGUGGCAGCUCGGAGGUUAUUAUGGAAUAUGUUUUUGUGACACCUUACAGGCUUACAAACUGCUUGUAGUGCAAGUAAGGUGGUGUGUGUUUUUUUCGACUCUAGCCUACAAAAACUUAGAUGCCACGAGACUUUGUAGCUUUAUUUUGAAAGAACGCUAUUUGUUCUAGGGGAGCAGUUUAAUAUUUUCAGAGAUCACAAAGCUAGCCAUACUCAGAUUCUUUUUCACAAAGGGCGGCAAAUAUGUUCCAGCAGCCUUAAGGGUUUUCAACGCAAAACCCGUUUCCCAACUCCUGUACGCUGCCAAUGUCUGGCAUAAUGGGGACCUGCCAAAGCUAGAUGCCUUUCAGGCAAAAUUUCUACGAUCUCUGCUGCAGGUACCCAACUGUGUCCCCAACUCCGUACUUCUGUUAGAAGCUGGUGAAUGCCCAAUUUCAACUAAAGAGUGGUGGGCUGCCCUAAAACAUUGGCUCAGGAUUUCAGUGUUUGAUCUAGGAAAGGGUUUGUACCAACACCUGACCAAUUAGGAGUUUGUCAGCAAAUGGCAGAAAACCAUGGCUAAAAAAGCCACCUCUAUUGGUCUGUCACCACCACCCCCAACUGUAUUACCUGGGUUAUGAAGGCGCCCUAAAGACGUUAAAGAAAAGAUUAUGGGAUAAUGCACACAGUGACUUGCGAUCUUGAUCAAACGCAGUCUGUAGUCCGCUGGCAGUAAGAGCACAAUAUGGGCAUGUCUUUAAGUUAACAUCUUACAUUAAAAACUUGACAGUACCAAAUUAUCGAAGGCUUUUCACCAAAGCCAGACUAAACGCUUUUCCUUCUGCAGUGUUGGAUGGCAGGUUGAGAGGAGUUCCCUACCAGGACAGACUUUGCUCGUGUGCUCAAGACAUCGAUUCCAUAAAACAUAUUCUGUUGCACUGUGCGAAAUAUGAGCAAGCCAGGGCUGAACUGAUAUAACCCUUGCUGGUACCUUUCCCGGGAAAAUCAGAGGCUCACUAUGUCAGGUUCCUAUUGGAAGACCGGACAAACACUAGAACAUUAGCAGUGGCAAAGUUUUUAUCGGUGGUUGCAGGAACCAGUGAUCCCUAUAUUCUGAACAAGAUGCUUGUUUAACCUGGAGGUAGGCUGUAUGAAUUGUGUAUUGCUUUGUAACGAUUUGUUGGGUCUCUGGACCUUAAUAAAGGUUGAUGAUGAUAUUUUCAGAGACUAAAUUGUUAGGUAUGGCCAAAUGUAUUGAGUCAGCCCACGCAUUUUGACCACAAUGUCAUAUAGCCUUUUGUGCCAUUUUUACUGCGUUUCUUCUUCAUAAAAACUUCCAUCUCAAGAAGCGUUUGGUUGCAUACAAAAAUGCGUCUCUUUUCUAGGCAAGCAGGUUUGGCUUCUCUGGGAAGGGCAGCCAUGUGCGUGCGUCCACCCUUGGCCUGAGAUCAAGACUUGUCUGGAAACAGCGGCUGUUUCUGCGUUUGUCCCAAAUGGAUUUGCGGGUCUGCAAAAUUUCUCAAACAUAAAAUGAAUAACGGAGCAAUGCAAACGCCCACCGUUUCCUGUGGCUUUGGCUCAGUUCUUUGCUGCCCAAGAAUGACAACUCUUCUUAUUUUUAAUUUCAGAUGAAAUCUCAGAUAGAACAGAAGGAAAACAAGGUUUAUACUGUUUUCACUGCUGUCGAGUACAAAACACAGGUGGUUGCUGGAACAAACUAUUUCAUUAAGGUCAGUGCUCCAACUGAGAAAUGAUCGGGAGUUUUAUUAAUGAACUUUCUAUUCUAAAAAGUCUACAUUUUUAAAACUAGUUGUGGCGUUUGCCUCCUAGGAUGGGUCAUAAGGAAAGGGUUAAAAUAGGUGUGAUGUGAUUGGCCAGUGAGAAUGCAAGGGGGGAAUAAAAGUUAGAGUGGGAGGUUUUGAAAGUCAAUUGAGGUUGAGGUUUGGGAGUUGAAGAAGGAAGAGGGAGGUUUAGGUGUGGGUUGGUAGAGUUGCAUUGUGAGAGAGUGAGAGGAAUUGUUAGGUGGAGUCAGAUAGAUAGUUGGAAUAAUCCGUUUGGAGUUGUUGGGAACUAAGAAUAAAAAACUGACAAGAGAAAAAUUAACUGAAACCAUAAGCUUGUUCCUGCAUUUAAAAAUAAACUUGAUUAUUUGGUUGUGUUAACAACUGACUGGACUCCGUGUGUCCCCGGGAGAUACGGGGUGGUGGCAGCGGAAAAAGCAAUCGCAGUGGCGGCACAGGGUCAAUAGACCGUCAAACGUCUGGGGGCCCUGUGUGUGAUCGCCACACUAGUUUUUAUUGAAGAAGCUUAAUCAAGCCAUAUAUAUAUAUUGAAGCCAUAUAUUGAAGUAUUAAUUACUGAAUACCUUUGCCGUUUAAAACUACUUCAACAGGAAGCUCUUGCAUCACUUUAGAAAUAGGCUGGCUUGCCUUUAGAGAUGGACGUGUAUCGUCCCUUCACUCGUUCUUCAAAAUGAGAGAAAUGCUGCCUGGUGCUGCCUGUUGCGUAAGGCGCAGGUGGCGCUGUGGUCUAAACCUCUGAGGCUCUUGGGCUUGCCGAUCGGAAGGUUGGCAGUUUGAAUCCCUGUGACGGGGUGAGCUCUCAUUGCUCAGUCCCAGCUCCUGCCAAUCUAGCAGUUCAAAAGCACACCAGUGCAAGUAGAUAAAUAGGUACCGCUGUGGCAGGAAGGUAAAUGGCAUUUCCGUGCGCUCUGGCUUCCGUCACUGUGUUCCAUUGUGCCAGAAGCAGUUUAGUCAUGCUGGCCACAUGACCCACAAAGCUGUCUGUCCCUCGGCCUGAAAGUGAGAUGAGCGCCACAAGCCCAUAGCUGCCUUUGAUUGGACAUCAUCAUCAUCAUCAUCCAUUUUAUUUAUACCCUGCCCAUCUGGCUGGGUUUCCCCAGCCACUCUUAAGCUUAACCGUCCAGGGGUCCUUUUAUUUUUAACCUAGUUCUUCCACCUUUUCAUUUGGUUACUACAGUAAAACCCUAAGAAAGUUGUCCCUCUCACUGUACAAAGCUGGCCAGUAGAUUGUCCAGUCGAUGGGUCUCUAAGCAAUGUGCACUUCCUGUUUAACACAAUUCUUUUUAUGCAAGCUACUUUUGCCUUAGGUUCCAAUCAACCCUCCCUCCCUCGACUAAAAGCUGCUCACAGGAGUAGCUAAUUUGUGAUUCUGCCGGCCUCUUACUUUCAUAAUCUCCCCAAACUUUGAACUGGCUGCUAGGAAUUGGGAGUCCAACAGUAGCUGGAGGGGCACAUUUUAGGAUUGUUAAUGUGAACUCGGGUAGUAAUUAACAUCGAACAUUUUAACCCUGGCUCAUUCUCUCUUCCCUACAGGUCGACGUUGGCCAGGGUGAACAUUUGCACUUGCGUGUCUUCCAGCCCCUUCCUCACAAGAACGAAGCCCCUUCUUUGACCGCUUACCAGACUGGGAAGACAGCAAGUGAUCCACUGAACUACUUCUAA